ACUCACGAAGAAGAUUUUUUCCGGAAGCUACUUUUUUGUGAGCACGCGGUGUGUCCGGCCUUUCCAACAGGGCAGCGAGAAGGAACAUGGCCAAGAUCAAGGCUAGAGAUCUGCGGGGCAAGAAAAAGGAGGAGCUGCUGAAGCAGCUGGACGAUCUGAAAAAUGAACUGUCCCAGCUCCGUGUGGCCAAAGUUACCGGUGGAGCCGCUUCCAAGCUCUCUAAGAUCCGUGUUGUUCGUAAGUCCAUCGCAAGAGUCCUGACUGUAAUCAACCAAACACAGAAGGAGAACCUGAGGAAGUUCUACAAGGGUAAGAAGUACAAGCCCCUGGAUCUGAGACCCAAGAAGACCAGAGCUCUGCGCCGCCGGCUCAACAAACAUGAAGAGUCUCUGCGAACCAAGAAACAGCAGAGGAAAGACCUCCUCUACUCCAUCCGCAAAUUUGCAGUGAAAGCUUAGAGGCUUUUUCUAUUGAUAAAAAUAAAAUCUGUGUAAAAGACA
Sphaeramia orbicularis (orbiculate cardinalfish) is the source of this 500-nucleotide messenger RNA. It is a transcript of the gene rpl35, whose product is annotated as ribosomal protein L35. NCBI's taxonomy places the organism in Eukaryota, Metazoa, Chordata, Actinopteri, Kurtiformes, Apogonidae. The record is from RefSeq and is a predicted model, not a curated record. Gene Ontology annotation, cellular component: ribosome; cytosolic large ribosomal subunit. Gene Ontology annotation, molecular function: structural constituent of ribosome; mRNA binding. The transcript has 4 exons. Gene Ontology annotation, biological process: maturation of LSU-rRNA from tricistronic rRNA transcript (SSU-rRNA, 5.8S rRNA, LSU-rRNA); translation. Bases 87 to 458 code for a protein of 123 amino acids.